Messenger RNA from Podospora anserina S mat+, 525 nucleotides. RefSeq lists its product as uncharacterized. The record is from RefSeq and is a predicted model, not a curated record. The annotation marks the transcript as partial. NCBI's taxonomy places the organism in Eukaryota, Fungi, Ascomycota, Sordariomycetes, Sordariales, Podosporaceae. The transcript has a single exon.
AUGAAGCUCAUCAUCGCCGGCUCAACCGGCUUCCUAGCCACAGAACUAACCCGCCAAUCCCUCUCCAACCCCCUCAUCACCUCCCUCAUCACCCUCGGCCGGAAACCCUGCCCCCCGCCCGACCCAUCCACCCUCCUCCCAAACGCCGACCUCUCCAAACUCAAAUCUGUCAUCCUCGAGGAUUUCGACAGAGAUGACUACCCCGACAACAUCAAAUCCGACCUCUCCAACGCAAACGCCUGCAUCUGGACCAUAGCCAUCACCCCCGCCCAGCUCAAGACCGUGCCCUGGGAGACAACGGUCAAGGUCUGCCGUGACUACGCCGUGACUGGGAUCAAGGUGAUCUCCUCCUUGACGGAUAAAAGGCUGUUUAGAUUUGUCUAUGUCAGUGGUGCCAACGCUGUGCGGGAUCCGGCAAAGAAGCCGUUGUUGUUGGGCGAUUAUUGCGUUCUCCGCGGCGAGGCGGAAAACAAGAUCUUGGAGUUUGGGAAAACAUCUGGGGGAAGGGUGGAGGUGGCGAUUGCG